This is a messenger RNA of Spirodela intermedia, 11927 nucleotides long. Lineage: Eukaryota; Viridiplantae; Streptophyta; Magnoliopsida; Alismatales; Araceae. The record is from the annotation of a GenBank genome assembly.
AUGGAGGGGGUCUUUGGGAAGCUGCGGAGUCUAGAUGCCUACCCCAAGAUAAACGAGGAUUUCUAUAGUAGGACGCUCUCUGGCGGGAUCAUCACCAUCGCCUCCUCCGUCGUCAUGCUCCUUCUCUUCCUCUCCGAGCUAGGUGCGCCCAGCGUUUCCCUCCCCCAUUUCGCUUUUCUCGGUCCUGUUCCUAGACACGGUCUUCCUUUUCUCGGCCCUGAAUUUUAUGUCAUUUCCGAUGUCCGUAUAUUCGAUUCCCGUUCUUUCCUCUGAAGAUUUUAUAAUUUUAUCUGUGUUGGCUCGAUAUGCGUUCCUGGGAAGGAUGGAUUGUGUGGAUUGGAAAGAUAUAAUUUUAUAAUUUUAUGAUUUGCAUGACAUUCUUUAAACGUUAACGAGGAAAGAUAAAAAUUCAGAGGGGAGAUCGUGCCGUUACGUUUGAAAUACUAGAUGAGGUUACAUGAAUGGUGGCCCAUUUUUAUAUUCAAUGGUUAUUUAAUCUGAUCCAUCUGGAUGCAAGCCGAACGGACCCAUGCAUCAUUCAAGUUGUUUAACGCCAUAAGAUGAAGUGGCAAAACAAAACUGUAAAAUUCGUAAUUGUAUUCAUCUUUUCUGAUCUCUUUGACGCCAUGCUUGAUUCCCACAUAAAAUUUUCUUGUUUAAAAUAGAGACAACAUUCUGCUUCCACUAGUGACGUCAUUUCAAUUAUUUUUUAUGGUUGCAUAUAUGAUUUUCAGACAGCAGUCAAAAACUAGUUGACCACAACCCAAUGACUUGUUCACUUCGUGAAAACGUGUUAUUUUAACUUCCUAUCCAAGGAGGCAACAUGGAAGUUGUAGAUAUAUCACCUGUAAUAUUGUCUUCAGACAACUUUACCUAUGUCAUUCUAGCAUGAUUGACUUUCAAUUGUCUUGAAUGUAAUCCGCAUUUGAGAAUGUUGAUCCAGCCUAUCUAUUUUUGAAUUGAAGCAAGACUAAAGCUUCACCGUGAUCAACUACCUCGCCAGUGGGUAGCUGCAGAGAUGUCUUUGUCACAUGUGCUGUCUGGUUUGGCCCAGCCAUACAAGUUUCAUAAUAUGGUUUGAUAUCUGAUGCAGAUGUGAUCAACCUUGGUUUAUAGUGCAGUUUUAAAUAAGGACUAGGAUUUUUUUAAAAAUGUUUAGCCGAAGCUAAUUAUUGGAUGACUAUGAGUCAAAAAGCAUGUAACCUCUCAUUCCAUGUUGUCUUUGACGAGUUGCAGCAUCUCAGAUGUAAACACCGGACAGAAAAAUAUUUUCUUGUUUAAAAUGGAUAAAAGAUGAAGAAAAAUAUCUCCAAAGCUAAAGUCAUUUACUUAUGAUCAAAUAAAAUUAAAUCAUGGUUAAAAUCAUUUUAAGGUUGCAACUCGUUUUUUUACUUAAAACGUUUUUAUCUGAUCCCAUUGCUCUUGUCAAGUUGUAAGUUAAAAUGCUUGGGCUUAUUGGAUUCUAUCAGUUUCUGAAUCUUGGGGUAGUUUGUGUCCCCAAUAUUCUUGUGACGCAGUUGUUAAACGUGCUCAUUGUGCACUGCGGGAAGCGCUAUUGCCAUUUUCUGUAAGAUAAAUACCAAUGUUCUAAACUCAGAGGGAUAUGUUAAUUGCAAAUAGAACUGAAGGCUGACCACUCUGAGGUUGUUCCAAUCAUUUGGAAUGGCAUAAUGAUUAGUGUGAGGGAAAAGCCACCAAAAAUCUCUCCUGGAAUCCCUUAAAUGGCUAAGUUUACUUUUUAGCACAACUGAAAUCCUUGAUUUCUCUUCAUGACGCAUGUAUAUCUUAUGAAGUCUGUAAGCUAUGGUCCUUUUUACAUUUUUUAUUUUUGGCUGUUUCUCUGUGGACACUGUAGGAGUAUCUUGCACUUUUCAACCGUGAGAAUCAAUCUUUAAUGUGCAUCAGAAGUCAAUAACAAAUUGAAUAUAGUGCAUCAUCUGGUUAAAAGAAUAUUGAUUAAUAUUAUUGAAUCUAGCCUGUAGUCCUCUAUUAACUAACUAUUCCAUUUUUUUAUUGACUUCAUCUAUAGAUUGACUAGUAGAUAAUCUGUCAUCUUCUCUGCCCUAUCUUUCUUCAACAUAAAAGUAUCUUUGGAACAUUGAAUGUGGACAUGAAUGGUUCCAUUGAUUGGUGGUUUUUCCUUGGGUUAUUAGUGGCAGAAACUAAAUAAUUACCUCCUGAAAGUUUUACAUUUAUCCCUGAAGCUGGCUGGUCGAAUAUAACCCUUGGUUCGAUCAUUUUUGUAAAUAUCUUUGGCUCCCAGAUGGAGAACCUUUGAUUUCCAUAUUUUCUACGAAUCCCCAAUUUUUAUGGUCACUUUCAUGCAUCUCAUCUUAUUCUCCGUGAUUUCUUUUCUGUUUAAAGCCUGCAUCAUCCAGUACAAGGGUUUCAUAUAAUCUUGCUUCCAAGUUCCAUUGCAUUUGUUAAUAAGUUUGGCCUUCUGAAUCGAAACCAACUUACAGCAAGUCAAAUAUUCCUAUUAUUGUAAUCACAUACUUAUUCUCGUAAUAAAAAUAUGGAACUAAACACACCCUUUCCUGCACAAAUUGAGUUUUAAACCUUGUCACAUAUGUUAGGUGUGCAUACAGCUUUGACGAAACUAUGUUCUAUAUUACCGUAGUUAACUUAUAAUUAAAUGAGUGGAGUAUGACAGGGAUUUAAUGCCAUAUUUUUCUGUUCAAGGGAUUAAUAAUGAUACCAUGAGGAAUGUUAUUACCCUUAGUGUCCGUAUUUUUUGUCAGAUUAUUAAAAUUUUCGUUAUAUUGGACUUUCGAAUCUUUAUUUUUUCCAUUGCUUACAUUCUUGUUAAUUCAUUUAUGAAUCUAAAUAUACAUCAAAGUUUUUUAUCUUGGACAUAGGACUCACAAUGAAACAAUGAUCUUUUGAUUGCAGGAUUAUAUAUUCACCCCUCUACGGAAACAAAACUUGUUGUUGAUACUUCAAGAGCGGAAACUCUUCGAAUUAAUGUAAUGUCCAUCUUCGAUCCUUCAUUUUGUGGUUGUCAAUAUUCCAUAGUUCCUUUAUCGUUUUUCUUUUUUCCUUUUUGAGAAAUAAACCACUUUCUUCCUUAGGUUUUUUCUAGUCUGGGCAUUUACUCUUUUAAGAUUUCUUCUGGGUCUUGUAUUAGAUAAACUUUUUUUGUCUACUCUUGUCAUUAUAAUAGCUAUGAUAGCUAUGAUAGCUAAAAACAUCUUGCAUUCAGCUUUGUUAGAGUUGUCUUUCUUUUCACAGUUUUAGCUUAUUUCAUGACGGUUGAUAACUACGAUAGCUAUGCUUGAUAGUUGUUACAUAAUUUAGUCAUUUCGUUUAUAUCGUUGCUAGUGCAGUUUGAUGUGACCUUCCCAGCGCUUGCCUGUAGCAUGCUCAGUCUUGAUGCAUUGGACAUCAGUGGAGAAGAGCAUCUUGAUGUGGUAUGCAUUGCAAAAUAUCUUGAUGGCCCAUCUUUGCCAAUGUUUGUUCUGUUAGAGAAGCAUAAGAUAUCAACUUGUACAAUUCUGACCUUUAUGAUCUUGUGGAAGUUGAUUUUUUUUGUUAAUCCUUUUCUAUGCAGAAACAUGAUAUAAUUAAGAAAAGAAUAGAUAGCCAUGGCAAUGUAAUUGAAGCUAGACAGGAUGGAAUUGGUGCGCCCAAGGUUAGUCCAUUUCUUCAUCUCUUUGUAUGUAAUUAUUUCCUGGCCUCACACUUACUGAGAGUAGUUACUCUACAUUCAGAUGCAAAAUUAUUUGGCAUUUUGGCUGUAAAAAUACUGAGCUCAAUACAAUGAAUGCCAGUUUUUAGUAAUAGGUAACAAGCUAGAGGCUAGAUUAUUGUCUCCAAAAUCGAUGAGUAGUUUGAGAUGUAAAACGGCUUUGUAAGUAAUCCUGGUUGAGGACUUCACCACUUGCCAUCCAAUUGUCAUAAUUUGUUUACAGGGAAAGAGCUGACUAAUGACAACAUUGGGCAGCUGGAAGCCAAAAAUGUGUCAGAUUAUCUGUGGUUAGAUUACAUAAAAACGUAAUUUUAUGUGUCAGAUUACACAAUGUGUGUGAACAUUUUGUGGUUUUGUUCAGCGACAGAAGUAUGAAAGCAAGAAAUAUAGACUUUGCUGUCCUUUUACCUCUCCAUGCAGUUCAUGUCGCUGGAAAAGAGAAGGGAUUCCUGAUAGGAAUUUCUUCAGUUUAGGACCCCCUAUAUUAUAACCUUACCCACCUCUUUAUUGGGUUGUCUUUCAUUGUGUCUGAUUGUCUUCGGAAGGGAAUUGGAUGUCAUCAUUGAGCAGAAGUCAUAGGAAUAUGGAUAGUUGGUAGUAGGCCUAUCUAACAGAAAGUGUAUGGAAUAAUUUUCAGGCCUCCAAUGCUCUCCUUUGAAAUGAAUUUCUGACGUCUUGUGCAUGGUUCCCUAAAGCUUACCCAUGUCUGCUGGAGAAUGCUUUCUAUGUAUUCUCGUAUGAGUGUGUGUAGCAAUUAGCACAAGGCUGUGUUGCUCGAAUUUCGUAAGGUCAUGGAUUAGCGUUGAAGUGUCUAAUGAUUUAUAGGACAUAAGUGGAAGAAAUCUCAGCAGAUAAAGUUUCCAAAUCAGGUUUCUUCAAAAGCUAAGGUGGGUCAUAGAAGAAUGGACGACAUGUUGUUGUGGCUGUCUUUUUUAAAGUGGAUGGUACCACACAAUUUUCUGAUAGUUAAAAGGUUAGAGCGCACAAGUGUGUGAAACUGCACAAACCCCAUAUGCAUAAAAAACGGUGAAGGGAUUCGUACUUCCAGGUUAAGUCCACUACAUUGACAAUUGUUCUUCUCAGAGUGUACAAUGUUUUGGCAUAGCAUUUACUAACAUUAAAAAUCACGUAAUUCGCUAGGUCUGAGAACAUUUCAGGGAAUCAUCGGCUAAUUCCAUCAACCUAGAAUGUCUUCUAUUAGUUUUAGCCCAACGUACACAGUUGAUGAGCAGUCAUCUCAUUAUAAUGUCUACUUUUUAGUACUUUCUGUAUAUGAUAUCCUCUGAAUUUGGGCUUUUCUUUAUCUGAAUAAAAGUAAAACUUACAGAAAUUAAAGAUUUUGAGUUUAAGGAUGAAAGGAAUAAAUGUUGAGUUGAGGAUGAACGCUAAGAAAUGGGUAUUCUUCUCAAAGGUUAAAGAUAAAAGCUUCAAAGAUGGGAAGUGAAGUGGAAACAAAGUAGUAUAAAAGAUACGUAUUGUUCAAACUACUGAUGGCGACCAGGUUUUGAAAGAGACGGCUACAGUGAAAGAGAUGAUCAUUAACAUUUUUCUAGAAUUCUCUUAAAGGAGAAGAGUUUUGGAGACGCCUGCUUGAGGAUGUUAUCAUGCCUAACGAAUUUUGACACUUGUUAAUUCUUUCUGUCAUGAUUUCCUUGUGAAAGUCAUUGGUAGAUCUACACUUUGUUAUGGGUUUUCUUGUAAUGUUUUGCGUUUUACUUCUAAAAAGUGGUGUCACGUUACCUUCAAAAUAAUGAAGAUAAAUUCUGGGAUUGAAUGACGGAUUUAAGGACGAAACUUGUAUUCAUCUGCUGGUUUUUACUGAGCUACCUAAGGCUAUUGCUGAUGAGCAAAAAUAUUUUUAUUACUUCAAACUAAGACGCCAGACUGGUCUCACUUAAAUUCCUUUACAUGGGCAAGUAAAUGUUUUUCCUGGAUCUUCAUCUUCCUUCCUAACGAUUUAUCCGAAUGUGUGGCUUCAUUGUGUUCGUUUACUUCAUCAUAUCAUAAUCUUUCAAUUUUUUCGAUAGAUUGAAAAACCGUUACAAAGACAUGGGGGAAGGCUCGAACACAAUGAGACCUAUUGUGGCUCCUGUUAUGGUGCAGAAGUGGUACGUUCACUUUUCCAUGUAACCACGAUUAUUCUGGUGGCAGAUACGUGCUGUUAUUCCUUUUAUACGUUGAAGAAUUACAUGAUAAUAAAAAGGGUUGUAAUUAACAAGUGCAGCAUUCCAGCUGUUGUGUUCCAUUUGUUCUUAAUGUGAGGUUCGUUCAGUGUGUCAAGUAGUUGUACGACAAUAUUCUGACAUUUGUUUGAUAGCUUCAUUGUUAUCCAGUAUUUGAAUCGGGAACAAUCCUUUCUGAUCUGAUUUCAAGGGGGUAAUCCAAAGUGUCCUCACUGCUCUUCGAACUUCAAAGAGAAAGAAAUUCCCUUUCUUAUCCAGAUUGAAUUUUAAGCUCAUCGUACUCUCUCCAUCUGAUGGCCUGUUUUAAGCUACUGAACAAUUUAGCCAAUUUUAAGCCAUCAAAAGUCUAGCACUGAGUGAGAAUAUAAGAAUAGUGAAGAGAAAAAGUCAGUUCCCUUACUCCUUUCUUUAAUUCAGGACUUAUCGUAGUCGGCUUAUGGUUGAAUGAGUGUUUUGAUAACAACCGUCUGUGUAUGAAAAAACUUUCAUGACAAAUCGUUUUUUUAAAUUAUAACAUUCGAAAAUUUAGGCAUAAACAUAUACACAUGCAUACACACACACAGGUGCCCAUAUGGAGAUAUAUAUAUAUAUAUAUAUAUACAUAUUAUGUAUGUUUGAUAGGAUUGCCUUAUCUGGUAUAUGGUUGUACCCACCUGCUCAACGGUCCAGGUUAUCUUACUAUGCCAUGAAAUAGUGUGAGGUUCGUUGGCUACCUUAUUAACAGCCUUGCGUACAAUGAAGGCAAAAUCAGAAUAGUUCAUUUUAUCAUCCAUUUAUCAUUUUGAUCCCAAGAGACUUAGUUCCACGCUUUUAUUAUCAAAUUUUUAAUGAAGUAUGAAGGCAAGAAUUCUAAAACUAUUAAACACUGGUCAUUUGUGUUUAGUGGAGUGGCUAAUAAUCAUUAUAAUUAGGUGAGUUGGAUGCACAGCAAGGACCGGGAAAUGGUUGGCCAAAAAGACUGGUCUGUCAGUUCGUCCCUAUCUAUUUUUAUGUAGGCCAGACUGUAGAAAGAUUACGGGACAAAAAGGUCAUGCUGUAUGGUGUACCUUCAUACCUCAUUAAAAAAAAUUAUAUGCAAACAGUAGAACUACAUGCAGCUAAUGGUUUUCACUUUGAACUUCUCACUAACUUUUGUCAGACGGUUUGAGCUACCUAGGCCCAGCAAAUCAUUGGAGACCACCCCAUAAACUUAACCAUCGUUGUCAAUAUUUAGACUAUUACAGUAGGGUGAUUCUACUUGUACAUGAUUGCCUUUGUGUGUGCUCUCUCCACCUCAGACAGGAAUGAUUCUGAUGUCAUUUCAUUUGCAGAUGAUUGUAAAUGCUCUUUUAUGUCUUUUCUAGGUUUUUUUUUACUUUGCAAUUAUGAAACCAAAAUACUGGCGAACUAUCAUUGGUCACAGUUGAUGAAAAUUACAGAUGCUUAACCUUAGCUAAUAUUUCCUUUCGUAUUGCUUUGCUCUAUUUGAUUCCCUGCCCUUGCACUUUUUGAAUGAAGCAGAGUCUCAUGCGAUUGUAUCUUCAACCAUAGUGGUAAAAAAAGUAGAGAUCAUUUGGUUUUGAAAUCGUUUUUGCCUUCAUGCUAUGCUGUUAUUCUGCCUUUCAUUGUGCUUGAUACAUUUCUACACUUUUUGGCCGAUCAUUUCAAAUAUUUUCAUCUAUUCGAUUUCUGCAGUCUGACGAGGAUUGCUGCAAUUCAUGUGAAGAAGUACGAGAAGCUUAUCGAAAGAAGGGUUGGGGAAUGUCAAACCCCGACUUGAUUGAUCAGGUAUUUCACAAGGGACUCUCUUUAAAGUCUGAUCUGGUAACCAAAUUUUAUAAUGAAAUAAACCUCUCAAUAUGAUGUAUUGCCUUUACGAAGUCUAAAUUAUCUUUAAAAUUAUGCUCGCACAUUGUAAAAGAUGAUGCCAGCUCCUAGUUUUACUGCAGUUUUUGGGUGAUGGAGGACUAUAAUUUAAAAAAAAAAAUCCAUUCCAACGAAGAUGAGGAUGUUAUUAGCAGCCCGAUUAGUUUAACAGAAAAGUGUUAUUUUCCAUCUUUUUUAAGAAACUGGCAGAAUCUAGGUUGCUAAAAUUAUUGACAGGAUUGUUGAAGCUUUUUAGUCACCAACGCGUUUCUUUUUCUUUUUCUGUAUUCUACAAACGUCUGGAUCUGAUUUGAGGUUGUUAUUUCCUUUGUUUCUGUGUCAGACUGGGAUCUUGUUACAAUUAUAGGUGUAUCCUAUGGUCUUUCACCAGCACAAAGUAUAAUCAGUAUAGAGUUCCACCACCAAAAAAUGAAUAGCAUGGAUAAUCACCGGUUAAGAAGAAAAGCACUAUGCUUGCAGUACACUUUUUCAUAGGAGGGCCUGUGGAGGCUGUCGUAAGGAAGAUUUUUUGAUGAAGAUUUCAAGCAUUAAAUAAUCCAUAAAAUGGUAUAAAUGGGGAUGGAUCCUAGCUACUUAUCAGAGCUUUCAACAAUACCGUGGAAAACCUGCGAGGUACUGACUUUUUAGAAGCAUAAUUUGUCCUUCUGUUGAAAAUGGUUGAAACCCUAGGCUUUUGGAAGGCAAGUAUGGACAGGUACAGACCUUUUUUUUGGCUGGAGGAAUGUUGAACAAAAAAUAGAGUAAGAAACAAAUUCCUUAUUAAACAAUCCCCAAGACGUGAGAAGAACAUCUCUUGUUCCCCAUAGUAUAACAAACAGUGGAGGAUGCCAAAAGCGAAAGGCUGCAGCUGCCUGAGCUAACCCAACUGCAAGCCGAGCUGCUAGAGAUGCUACUUUGCCCCCCUCUCUAAACAUAAAGAAUUGUAUGUCAUUCCGCAGGAGGAAGUGGUUCGUUAUAUAGAAUGGCUUCAGGCCACUCUCAGUCCAUCUGGAUAAUCAAAUAAUAAACAAAUAUAGACAACGAAAGCACAUAGCCGUCUAGGACACAAAAAACCUUGGAAUAAUCCAUUAUGGCACUAGAAUUAUACCUGGCAGGAGUUCUACUAUUCCUCAAUCAUCAACAAACAAAUCUUUCCUAAUGGGCUACCCAUAGUACCGUUGUCCACUAUUCCAUAGGAUAAUCAUAGGCAGACGGUUGAGAACAGUUCCAUAUUAUUUACUACAAAAGAAUGCCUAUAAUAGUAAAAAUGGGCCUAUCCCGUUUACUGACAAUUGAUUUUGAGAUGGACAACCCAAUAACUUAAGCAUGAUGGCAUACUCGAUGAUUGCUCUUGUGCUGCAUGAACACUUUAUCUGACUUCAUGACAAAGACGAAAAGUCUAUAUAUAAACUUCAGACAUAAAGAUGGGUUCAUUCCUCUCAUUGCUAACUGGUUUUAAGUUGGAUGUCCCAACAAAAUUAAAUAGAUGUGAAUUCUGCCGUCCAGUCAUAGUGAUUAAAACAUUUCAAUAAGACCAAAUAUUCUAAUUAAGAAUUUUGCCAAUGAAUAUUAACUUUCUCGUUACAAGAGUAUCCCCCACAAGAUCUGUUUUUAUAAGAGUACAACGUAGACCUUGUGGGGUAAAACUGGUCAACAAGGAAAACAAAACACAGUUACACCUUUGUCAGUAAGUGUCAGGUACAUAUUAUUGGCCAGGAAAAUGUCUCUUGGCCAACAGAUCAAAAUUAUCAUAUGCCUCCUGCUUGCAAACUCAAUUUGAACCGAAGUAUCUUUUCCAAGAAAAGACCUGGCCCAAGUCUAGAUGAAAACACAGAUGAUGGCCUCUGUCUUAGUUAGUUGAGAUCCUGGCAUCACUUUUAUCUGUUUUAUGAAGGCUUUAGUCGGUAAUUUUGUCAAGACUGCCAAGAUGAUAAUGGUUUGGAUUAGACAUCUCAAAAUUUGUUGUCUCAAAAGGCCAUAUGUAAUCAUUAUUACCGAUGGUUAAUGAUUUUCUGUCUCCUAGUAGUUUUCUUCGCUUGUAUUCCCCUUGGUUUUUAAAUUUUGCAGCAAUAGUUCUGGAAAUAUCAGCUGUCAAAUUCAGCUGUUACCCUGGUUUUGCCCUAUCACUUUCAUCUGUCAAACCGUGCAGUGCAAAAGAGAAGGGUUUCUUCAGAGAAUCAAAGAUGAGGAAGGUGAAGGUUGUAAUGUCUAUGGCUUUCUGGAAGUCAAUAAGGUGGCGGGAAAUUUCCAUUUUGCACCUGGGAAAAGCUUCCAACAGGCAAACGUGCAUGUACACGACUUGCUCGGAUUUCAAAAAGAUAGCUUCAAUGUAAGAUUGCUUCUUUUCUGCCUAACUUUUCCCGCCUCAGCCUCUUGGGUUGUGUCAUUUGUUUGAGGAUCUUGCCUCAGUAAGCCCGACUCAGGGCUCAAAAGCUCACUAUUACCUCUGAUAGUUUAUCAAAAACAGCCGAGUUUCCUCGUCAUCCUAAAAAGCUGAGUUGAGGAACGAAUUCUAAUUUUAUCUUGUGAAAUAAAAUUUUAAAUGAUUUUACAUCACAUGGUGCUCUCCGAUUAAUCAUAUAUUGGUUUUCGUUGACGUGUCUUUUAUCCAUCUCGAUGUGCCAGAUAAGUCACAAAAUCAACAGGCUCACUUUUGGAGAACAUUUUCCUGGUGUUGUUAAUCCUCUUGAUGGGUAAUACUCUUUUUUCUGAUUGUUUGGCAUGUUGCCAUUUAAGGCUCAUGGUACUCUUUAGCUUUCCAUUUCUGAUGUCGAGAUCAAUCGUGCAUUUUAACAAUAAAUUAUCAUACCCUCAGGGCCCAGUGGGUGCAACAAUCACAACAUGGAGUUUAUCAGUAUUUUAUUAAGGCAAGUGUCACGUUGGUUCUUUCAUGUGCUGUUCUUUUCUGGAACAUUUGUAGUAACUAGAGCUCCGAAGCACUGCCUGAGCAGACUUGCUCACAAUUUUGCCUCUUUUAGGUUGUUCCUACGGUCUACACCAACAUAAACGGGCAUGUAAUUCAGUCAAAUCAGGUGAGGCCCUGAAUUCGAAUCUCUGAGAUCAUCAGAAUUUUCAUGAACUUUCUUUGUUUGUUGCGAGAUGGUAUGAUAUUCUUUCAAUCAUGCAGUUCUCUGUGACGGAGCAUUUCAUGAGUGAGAUUGUCCUUCGCCAGUAUCUUCCUGGGGUGUUUUUCUUUUAUGAUCUUUCUCCGAUCAAGGUAAACAAUCAUUGUGCCAUCAUUCAACUUGUUCCUCUGCCUCACGCUGGGGACUUGCAUUUCGUGUUCAACCUGCCCAAUAAAACAAACAUUUUUCUUUAUAACGUUUUAGUGAGCAUUGAAGCAAUUCUCAACUGAUUUUCUCCAGUUUUUGGUGAUAGACCAUGCCAUUGGGGUUAUCCAAAUAUAUCUGAGAGUUUGUGACAUUGUUGUGUUGACCAUGAUCGGCCUACUAUUUUGGGAAGGUUGGGUUGUUUUGACUGAUCCUACCACAAAGGUGAACCUGUGGUGAUAAAAUGUGCUUACUCAACUCGUUGCUAUUUGGUUGUGUGGUAAUAAUAAGAACUGAUGACUAUUCUUAUUGGACAUCUAUUAGUAUAUAUACAAAAAAUAUGGCUACUCAUCUAUUUUUAACCAGUUUUGAGAUGGAUGAACCCAUAAUUUUAGCAUAUUAUCCGAGGAUGGUUGACCUUGGUCUCCACACACCCGAACUUCAGAGUUGCCUCAGAUUGUACCCCACUCUUUCCCAGUUGACUUUAGAGGUUAUGGCCUGACAACCUCAACCCAAACCAUCUACGGUGAUUGAACUGAAGAGAUGCAGAAUGCUUUUCCUCUCUUCUUGACAGAACGGAGUUGUAUUUUUAUUUUUAUUCUAAUUUUAGUCAUGAGUGUUCAUGAUCAUAAAGCAUGAUGCCUUGUGAGUAUGAUUAAGAAUCCCAAGUGAUGAAUGGAGAUUCCCUCAGGUGACUGUUACAGAAGCUCACGUCUCGUUCUUACACUUCUUGACAAACGUCUGCGCCAUUGUUGGAGGUUGGAUUCUCUCUCCUCUUCAUGGUUUCUCUGCCGUGAUUCACUCCAGGUUCAUAGAUGAUCUCACGGCGCCCUUUUCUCCCUACCUUCAGGUGUCUUCACUGUGUCCGGAAUACUGGAUUCUUUUGUGUAUCAGAGUCAGAGGGCCAUCAAGAAGAAGAUGGAAAUCGGAAAACUCAGUUGA